CGCCGUCGUCGCUCAGGACAUCGCUCAGACCCAUCCCCUAGCUCUCUAAAACCAAAAUGGCCGCCCAGAUUUCCAAGAAGAGAAAGUUCGUGGCUGACGGUGUCUUCCGCGCCGAGCUCAACGACUUCUUCACCCGCGAGCUGGCCGAGGAGGGCUACUCUGGCUGCGAUGUCCGCGUUACCCACGCGCGCACUGAGAUCAUCAUCCGCGCCACCCACACCCAGGAAGUUCUGGGCGAGAAGGGCCGCCGCAUCCGCGAGCUCACUUCGCUCGUUCAGAAGCGUUUCAAGUUCCCUGAAAACUCCCUUGAGCUCUACGCCGAGAAGGUCCAGUACCGUGGUCUCUCUGCUAUCGCCCAGUGCGAGAGCUUGAGAUACAAGCUCCUCGGUGGUCUCGCUGUCCGCCGUGCUUGCUACGGUGUCCUCCGUUUCGUCAUGGAGUCCGGCGCGAAGGGUUGCGAGGUUGUCGUCUCUGGCAAGCUUCGCGCCGCGCGUGCGAAGUCCAUGAAGUUCACCGACGGCUUCAUGAUCCACUCCGGUCAGCCCGUCCGUGACUUCGUUGACUUUGCCGUCCGCCACGUCCUGCUCAGGCAGGGUGUCCUCGGUAUCAAGGUCAAGAUCAUGAAGGGCUGGGACCCGGAGGGCCUCGUCGGCCCGAAGAAGCCUCUUCCCGACAAUGUCACCAUCCUCGAGCCGCCCGUCGACAAGGUCGUUGGCGAGCCCUCGUCCGAGCAGCGGGAGCCGGUCUCCGUCCCUGCCGCGGCACCUCCCGCCGACGAGGCGACCUACGCGCCGCCCCAGGAUGCCGCGUACCAGCCGGAGCAGACCUUCCAGGAGGCUGCGCCCCCCGUGUUCUGAUCUCGUUAUGCUCAUAUGUAGUAUGUCCUUGUAUGAUCAUCUGGUGGAAGCACCGUUUAUGGCAUUUACUCGCAAGCCUC
Schizophyllum commune H4-8 is the source of this 937-nucleotide messenger RNA. RefSeq names its product 40S ribosomal protein S3. Gene Ontology annotation, biological process: translation. Gene Ontology annotation, molecular function: RNA binding; structural constituent of ribosome. The transcript has 4 exons. Lineage: Eukaryota; Fungi; Basidiomycota; Agaricomycetes; Agaricales; Schizophyllaceae. The record is from RefSeq and is a predicted model, not a curated record. The coding region runs from base 57 to 857 and encodes 266 amino acids. Gene Ontology annotation, cellular component: nucleus; cytosolic small ribosomal subunit.